AAACAAUGAUAAAAUAGCCUAAGAUUUAUUCAUUUGAAGUCUAAUCUUGCCAAUCGAUUAUUUUUUAAUCCCUUUUUUCUAAUGUUGCGAUAAUCGUUGACUAAAAUAAUACCAAAUGGAAUUAAAUCCAUUAAUUCAACCAACAUCCGAUCAAGAACCAUUAACAUCGUUGAUGACAAUGUUUUUAAACGAACAGCAACAACGAUUACAAUGGCAACUAGAAUCGCAACAAUUUUGUCAAUCCUCUUUCGGUCAUCAUUCUUCAUUGGGACCACUUCAACAGCCGCAACAUAUGACAUGUAUCUACCAUCAAUAUCCAUCAUCACACAAUGCUGCCAUUCCUUUUUAUGGAAUGGAUCCAUAUUCUCAAUCACCAUUCUGCCAAUAUUGGUCUUAUCUUUCGAUGCCAGCUAUGGCCGGAGGUUCAUCAUCAUCGACAACGACAGGAUUUCAAUGUGCUCAACAGCUAUGCAAUCAUCAGGCAGGAAAUCCCUGGCUGACAUCAUGUCCAAAUCAAUCGUGUUUAUCUAUCAUGUCGAAUAAUUCAACAGAUUCGUUGGGUUUUGAUCGACUAAAUACCCGACUUCGAGAUGAUAGUGCAGCUCGCUUACAGCAACUUAUUUCUUUUCUCGAAGAUUCAGAUCAACCAAUCGAUUUGGACGUACUGAUGCCGAAUGGUACAAUAAUUCCCAUCAAUGUAGCUCAAAAUGCGACAUUCUAUGAAAUCAAAGAAGAAGUGUUCGAAUUAUCUCAACGUGGUCCAAUGUAUGGCGCCCUAAAGGAUCGUAAACUUUAUUCAUUCUAUUAUGUGGAUGAAUUUGGCGCGCAGAAAGAAUGUGUUGAUGAAGAGAUUCGCUUGUGUGAUGCAUGUCCGGUGGGGAAUAUCCUGAAAUUAGUUGAACACCAGGAAAAUAUCGAUGAUCUUGAGCUUGAUGAGCAAAUUGGUCAACUUAUUGGUAAAUCAUUGAAAGAUUUUGAUGCUCUUUUGAAUCCCGAAGUGAAUGAAUUUCGUUAUCGAAUGCGUUCAUUGUGUGAAGAGAUUGUUAAAACUCGUCAAAAUAAUUCAUGGUUGGAUAAAAUGCGUUAUGCUUAUCCUACAAGUGUAGAUCCAUUGGAUUUGACAGUUCUGCCUAAUUAUUUCCAUGAUCGAUUACCAUCCGAUAAUAUGAUCAAUGUACAGAUCUUGUUUGAUAAACCAAAGUUUUCGAUUGUCGUCUCUGUCAGUUGUCAGAUUACGCCCGAAGAAUUACUGCGGCAAUCGAUCGAGUUAGUUUUGAACAAUCCAAUACAGUCAAAAGAAUUACUUAAGAACGAGCUUCAUUCUUUCGACUCAUUCCUUCUGGAUUCGAAUCAUAAUCAUCAAUCGACCGAUGAAGAAGAAGAGUCCUAUUAUGAAGCCAGUUUUCCAUCUAACAAUCCUCCUAAAAGCCCUAGUAAUUAUCAAUGGCAAAGCGAUUUGUCCAAUCUCUUCAUGGAUUCAAGCCAAUAUCUUUUGAAAAUUAAUGGAACUUUAGAGUAUCUGCUUGAUAAUCAUCGCCUCAUUCAAUAUCGAAUGAUUCAAGAGAUUUUAUUAUCAAACAAUUCCGUUCUACAAUUGUCGGCCAUUCCUCGCCAAUCAAUAGAAUUUGAAGAUGAACCUAUAUAUGCCAUUCAUACUGCGAUUUCUGAAGAGUUUCGUCCACGUUCACAUUCGAUCAUUUCUUUGGGUUCAUUAGGUAACGUGAUAAUGUCAACAACGGCAACUGCCAGUCGCCGUCGAACACAACAAGUGGUCGUUUCAUCGUGGUCAAUGGAUCGAAAACUAUUGAUAAAAAUUCAUUCCGCCCAUAUUAAUCAACUUCAAUUUAAUAGUGAUAUAACACGUGUGGCCGUCAUGGUCGGCAUUUUUCAUGGUGGUGAAAUGCUCUGUGAUUCACAUAUAACUACACCGGUAACAUUAGCCGAUCUGGUCAAAAGUUCACCACAAAAUCCAAACAUGGAAAUUUUUGAUACCAUACCUUGGGAAGAGGAUAUCGUAUUUAAUUUAAAAGUUUCCGAUCUGCCCCGAAUGGCUCGUAUCGCAUUCACAGUUGUUGGUUUUACUGGAUCUCAAUCAACUCGAAAGAUAGCACAAUUACGUCAGAAGCCAAUACCAAUUGCAUGGGCUAACAUUAAUUUUUUUGAUUAUCGUGGUCAACUCUGGGAAUCCUCGACUACAUUAUCAAUGUGGCUCCAUGAUAAUGAAAAUGAAUGCGUUGAUGAUGCACAAUCGGUGUUUAAACCUUUGGAAACUGUCGUACCGAAUCCAAACAUUGAUCAAACAAUAUUUCUCACUAUUUCAUUCACGAAAUAUUCGGAAGGUGACAAUACAGUCAUAAGAUUUCCAACACUUAAAGAAAUUCUACGAGAAUAUCCAAUUCAGCAGCAAAACCGUCAACAACAAAGCAAUGACAUCGUAUCAUCAUCGUGCAAUCAUCAGCAAAAUUCAGCACAGAUAUUAUAUGAAGAGAAUGAAUAUGAAUCAACAUAUGAUCCAAGAGAACGAAAAAUUUCCGAACAAUCAUUAAUAGAAGAAUCUCCACUUCUUUCUACAACUUCUCAAUUGUCUCAUGAAGAAUCACAAGAAGAACGUGAACAGAAUCUAGCAUUGAUUAAAAAGAUUAGCGAAGAAGAUCUUUUACAUCGGAUGGAAGAAAAACAUCGUGAACUUUUAUGGCGUCUUCGAUUCGAGUGUUGUCAACAAUGUCCUGAAUCUUUGUGUAAAUUAUUGAUCAGUUUCAAAUGGAAUAAUCAGCGUAUGAUUGGCGAUGCUAUUUCAUUGCUGCAAUCAUGGCCAAAACUUUCUCCCGGUAAAGCUUUAGAAUUACUUGAUUAUGCUUAUGCGGAUAAUUUAGUUCGAAAAUAUGCCAUCGAAUGUUUAAAAUCUUUAUCGAAUGAAGAUCUAUCACAAUAUCUGCUGCAAUUAGUGCAAGCAUUGAAAUAUGAAUCAUACAUUUAUAAUGAUUUAGUUCAAUUCCUAUUGGAACGUGCAUUUGAAAGUCAACGUAUUGGACACCAUUUGUUUUGGCUAUUGAGGUCAGAAAUGCAUAACCCGGCUGUUUCCGUAACGUUUGGGCUAAUACUUGAAGCUUAUUGUCGUGGAGCCAUUGAUCAUAUCUAUAUUCUUAGCCGUCAAAUGGAAUGUCUUAACAAAUUAAAACGUGUCAACAUCAUCAUCCGUGAUGAUCGUAGUCGUGAAAAUCGUGAAAAAAAGAUUGGCUGGAUGCAAGAAAUAUUAGAGCAGAAAUUCUAUCAGGAAACCUUUACAAAUGUGAUUAAUCCAUUAAAUCCGAUUUUUAAAUUUGGCCGAUUAAAAAUUAAAAAAUGUAAAUUCAUGGAUUCAAAAAUGAAACCUCUUUGGUUAGUAUUUGAAAAUUAUGAUUCAGAUGCCGGUGAUAUUUAUUUGAUAUUCAAGAAUGGUGACGAUCUUCGUCAAGAUAUGCUUACGCUACAAAUGAUUCGAAUAAUGGAUCGUCUAUGGAAAGAGGCCGGUUAUGAUUUCCGCAUGACACCUUAUCGUUGUAUUUCGGUUGAGCAUUGUGUCGGUCUUAUCGAAGUAGUUCUAAAUGCCGAUACCAUUGCUAAUAUACAGAAAAAUAAAGGUAAUGCAGCGAUAGCUGCUUUCAAAAAAGGCAGCCUACUCGCAUGGAUACGUGACCAUAAUCCUCAGGAAUCAGAUCUUAAUCGUGCGAUUGAAGAAUUUACACUUAGCUGCGCCGGGUAUUGUGUUGCCACAUACAUAUUAGGUGUGGCCGACCGUCAUAAUGAUAAUAUUAUGGUCAAAAAGAAUGGUCAAUUAUUUCAUAUUGAUUUUGGUCAUAUUCUUGGAAAGUUUAAAGAAAAAUUUGGCAUUCGCCGUGAGCGUGUGCCAUUUGUUUUGACUCAUGAUUUUGUCUAUGUGAUUACACAUGGGGAACAAUCAUCAAAAAAAUCGGAAUAUUUUCGACGUUUUCAAAGGUAUUGUGAAGAGGCAUUCAUUAUCAUUCGAAGACGCGGUUCAUUUUUUAUAUCGUUGUUCGCCAUGAUGUUAUCGUCGGGUAUACCCGAAAUAUCAUCGGUAAAUGAUCUUCAAUAUUUACGUGAAACAUUAGUAUUGGAUAAAAGUGAAGAAGAGGCACGCGGCCAUUUUAAUACGAAAUUCAUGGAAGCGUUGAAAAAUUCCUGGAAAACCAGUUUUAAUUGGUGUGCACAUAGUUUGGCCAAAGAUAAUCGAAUGAAUGAUCGUCAAAAAUAAUUUGAAAUUCAUAUAAAUAUUUAUUUUUUUACUGGACCAUUGCUGUGAAUGAAAAAAAAAUUUAGGAUAAUCAAUAGAUAUGAAUCAAAUGUGAGAU
This is a messenger RNA of Dermatophagoides pteronyssinus (European house dust mite), 4349 nucleotides long. RefSeq names its product phosphatidylinositol 3-kinase 92E (gene Pi3K92E). Lineage: Eukaryota; Metazoa; Arthropoda; Arachnida; Sarcoptiformes; Pyroglyphidae. Gene Ontology annotation, cellular component: cytoplasm; plasma membrane; phosphatidylinositol 3-kinase complex. Gene Ontology annotation, biological process: phosphatidylinositol-mediated signaling; phosphatidylinositol-3-phosphate biosynthetic process; cell migration. The record is from RefSeq and is a predicted model, not a curated record. Gene Ontology annotation, molecular function: 1-phosphatidylinositol-4-phosphate 3-kinase activity; 1-phosphatidylinositol-3-kinase activity.